Molecule: messenger RNA, 1566 nt
Organism: Trametes versicolor FP-101664 SS1
Lineage: Eukaryota; Fungi; Basidiomycota; Agaricomycetes; Polyporales; Polyporaceae
Product: aldehyde dehydrogenase
Exons: 13
Coding region: 1-1566 (521 amino acids)
Molecular function (GO): aldehyde dehydrogenase (NAD+) activity
Source: RefSeq, a predicted model, not a curated record
AUGACGGCGAAGCCUUUAUUUAGGCCGCGCUAUGGCCCUUUCGCGUUACAUACGGUACGGGACGGGCCUAUGCCAGAGGCGAACGGUCGUGAAGAAAUUAUGGUGACCAACCCCGCCAAUGGCGAGCAUAUAUCCACGAUUGUGUCGGCGUCGCAGGAGGACGUGCAGAGCGCGGUGUUCAGCGCGCACGAGAUAUUCCAGGCGGGCGUGUGGUCGCGCGCGCCGGCAUCAGAGCGCGCGAUGGUGCUGUCCAACCUCGCACGCGACCUGGAAGAGCGCGUUCCGGAACUCGCGAAGGUGGAGACGGCGCAGACUGGGCGGGCGGUGCGCGAGAUGAAGGCUCAGUUGGGGCGGCUGCCGGAAUGGUUAGACUACUAUGCAGCGGUUCUGCGGACGCACAAUGCGUACGUUGCGCCAACACAAGGACAGCUGCUUAACUAUGUGCAGCGCAUACCCCUUGGCGUCGUCGCUCAGAUUACUCCCUUUAACCAUCCACUGCUCAUCGCGGUCAAGAAGAUAGCACCUGCGCUCGCCGCAGGUAACUCCGUCAUCGUUAAGCCAAGCGAGUUGGCACCCAUCAGCGUGCUCGAGUUCGCUGAGAUGGCCAUUGCUGCCGGAGUGCCCGCCGGGGUGUUGCAGGUAUUACCGGGGUAUGGACGUACAGUCGGGAAGUCACUAGUCUCAGACCCUGCGAUUAGGAAGGUCGACAUUACAGCAGGAACGGACACCGGUAGGGCAAUAGGCCAGAUCGUCGGCGGAAACUUAGCGCAUUACACGGCCGAGCUGGGCGGCAAAGCUCCUAUCGUCGUAUUCGGCGACGCGGACGUGGAGUCCGCGGUGAACGGCGCGGCCUUCGCGUGCUUCGUCGCCUCCGGCCAGACGUGCGUCUCGGGCACGCGGCUGCUCGUGCAGGACGACAUAUACGACGAGUUCAUGGACGGCUUCAUGCGCAAGGUCGAGAGCAUCACGCGCAGGAUGGGCGACCCGCUGAACCCGAAGUCGACGAUGGGCACGAUAAUUUCGCUGCGCCAGCUCGAGCGCAUACAGGGUAUGGUGCAGCGCGGGGUCGGCACGGUCCUCGCUGGCGGCCAGCGCAUGACAGGGCCGUCGCCCCUCGACGGAUAUGACCUUUCACAAGGGGCGUUCUUCCCGCCGACGGUCAUCACAGACGUGCCGACCGAAGACGACCUGUGGCGGGAGGAGAUCUUCGGCCCGGUCGUUGUCGUCAAACGCUUCUCCUCUGAGCAGGAGGGCAUCGACCUUGCGAACGGCUGCAAGUACGGUCUUGGCGCGGGGGUGUGGACGCAGGACCUGUCGAGGGCGCACCGUGUGUCUGCGCGCAUCGAGGCUGGGCUAGUCUGGGUCAACGCGCAUCACCGUAACGACCCCAGCUCGCCAUGGGGUGGGAUGAAGGAGAGUGGCAUUGGUCGGGAAAAUGGUCUCGAGGCGUUCGAGGCUUACACGCAGAGCAAGUCGACGAUCGUCAACAUUGCCUCUGCUGAGGACACGCGGAAAGCGCAGGACUGGUUCGCGGACGAGGACGACACUGAGAAGCGCUACGGCUGA